Linnemannia hyalina is the source of this 1497-nucleotide messenger RNA. NCBI's taxonomy places the organism in Eukaryota, Fungi, Mortierellomycota, Mortierellomycetes, Mortierellales, Mortierellaceae. The record is from the annotation of a GenBank genome assembly.
AUGGUCAUAACGAAGCUCAAAAGGGCCGCCAUAGCACCAGCAGCCUCCGCACCAGCUAAACGACGCGGUCGACCAUCCAAAUCCUAUUCGCCAUCAAUCGCUUUCGAACCCAUCGAGUAUCAGCGCCCAAUCGUUCCUUCAAGCCAACGCAGCAACGCCAAUACCAAGCAUCGUCCCGGGCACCCCUCCAGGCAACCCCGAUCUGUCGCUCCCAAGGUCGCCGAUUCCAAGAAGAAGUCUGACAAGGCCAAUGUCGACCGCGUCGAUGCCUUUACCUCUGCGCGUUCGAGGGGUUCCAAGGACCCCGUCCAAGAUCCCAUCGAUUCUAGCACCGCCGUGACUAAGAAAAGCAACAAGAAGAAGAAUGACGAGUUAGCGGAACUACUGUACCUCGCUAUCUGCCAGGCAGCCGAGCAAGACCGCCGCGAACAAAAAACCGCAGCCCGUGAUUUCGACAUCCAAGAUCGCGAUCGACGCAGCAGUACCAGUGGCCCCACGAGCACUCCCUCCAGGCGUAGAGGUGGAUUGUAUAAUUUCUUGGCCCUUGGCCCUUCGUCCUCCCGCAGGAGUUCAUCUUCAUCGGCAACGACCGACGCGAAUGAAGAGAAAGAGGAGGAGGAGAGGUUGGUAAAGAGGAUGAGGCACCAGCCGACGCUAAGAGAGUUCGAGACGAAGGGGUACUCUAACUCGCUUGAUGACAAACCCCAGGAGUAUAUCCCGCUCGAGUUUGGGAGCAGGGAUCUCCCGCUGUUGGCCUUAAAUGGGAUCGAGAGUACUCGAGACUGGCAGUAUCAACUCCACCAGCACUAUCAGCGCCAGCCUGAAGAGAUGUCUAUGGCCUCCUGUCUCUCAUCCUCACUCUCGUCGUCCUUGUCGUCAUCCUCACUCUCGUCGUCCUUGUCGUCAUCGUCGCCAUUGUCGUCCUUCUCAUCGUUGUCUUUGGACGCGUCGGAUGUCUUGGAUGUACCGAUGUCCCCGCCGACAGUCUGCUUUGACAAUAUCUCGAGUGUCCCUUCUACUCUUGACGCAAUGGCAGCGGCAGAGGCAGAGGCAGCAAUGACCACGGGGUUGGACCAGGUCUACCUAUUUCAGCACUUCCCUUUCUCUCCCUCUCUUCAUCUUGCUUCUCCUCUCCUUCCUACCCCGACGGCAACCACCAUUGCGGCUUCGUACUUCCAGCUCUUUAGCCACAACGAUGCGAGUCAUGACCUGUCAUUCCAGUCUAUGGGUCCUCUGACCAUGGGAUCUGAGUUGGUCCCGUCCUUCAUCCAGACUAAUACACCUGCUCAAUGUUCGAUAGCCGACCCCUUCCCUUCGCUGAUGCCGAUGCCGAUGGCGAUUGGGUUCUCGAACCCCCCGGACCCUUCUGUACAGUUUGAGGCUGUGUCUGCGUCCGUGCCCUUUUUUGAAUCUCGCAAGAACUCCAAGUAUUAUUUGGAUCUCGUGGCCGAAAAGCUGGCUUCCAACGCUUCUCCUCCUUCACCCUCUCAGCACUGA